UUAUCUUUAUAUUACUAUUUAUUUUGUGCUUUUUCAUUAUUUUUUUAUACAAAAGGUCUUGCCUUGUCGUUGCCAGAAACUCUAAAGUCAAUUGGUAUUACUAGGGAAGGGGAUAAGUGCAGUGGUUUCGCGUUGCCUUUUGUACUGGGGACAUGGUGCUUUUUGCCACCGUAAAACAUACGUAUCACCCAUCCGUACACUACGGUGGCAGGCGUGGCUUAACACUAGAGUUUUGUCAACAUCUAGUGUGUCCACCGCCCCGUUCAUAUUUUUUACAUUUAUACUACCAAAAUGAGAUUAAAACGACACCAAAAAGCAGAACGUAAUAUUAAUUUCUAUUGUGUUAACUUUGGCUUUAGAAAACCUUUUCAAAUACUAGUUGAUGGUACUUUCUGUAUGGUUUCAGCACAGAAUAGAGUUCAACUACGAGAAGAUUUACCCAAAUAUUUAAAUGGCGAGGUUAAACUAUUAACUACGCAAUGUGUUAUAAUUGAAACAGAAACUCUAGGUCCUACUGUUAGGCCAGCAAUGCACAUAGUAAAAUCUUUUGGUAUACAUAAAUGUGGACAUAAUAAAAAGCCUAUUUCUGGAGCCAAUUGUAUAAUUUCAAUGACGAAAGACAAUGUAAACACUAGGUAUAUAGUUGCUACUCAAGACAAAUCACUACAAAAUAUUUUAUAUAAUAUUCCUGCUGUUCCAGUAAUGUAUUUCAAUGGAUUAAGUAUUGUACUUAAAUCUCCUUCACCUGAGUCUCUUAAUUUAGCUAAUCAAAGAAAGCAAUCUCGAUUUCAGUUGACAGAUCAUGAGAGUAAAGUGUUAACUCAUAUGAAAAGUUCAUCAAUCUCUGUUAAAAUUCCUUCAAAUGAAGAUUCUACCAGUUAUCCAGGAGUUUUUAAAAGAGCCAAAGGUCCAAAUCCUUUAUCAUGUAAAAAAAAAAAAAAAAAAUCAGUCGAUGAAACUAUUAUACCAAAAGUAGGAAAUUCUACUAAAAGAAAAAGGCACAGAGUCAAAAUACCAAAACAUGUUAUAGAAGAAUUAAGGAAUAAGGCUUGUGAUUCAUAAUUUACAUGAUAAUUUUUCAUUAAUACCUAUGUUAAUUGAUAACAAUUUAUGGUUUAAAAAUUUUGAUAUUGUUAUAAAAAUGUCGCAUUCUUAUUUUAAAUAAUUCAUGCAAUUAUUC
Messenger RNA from Daktulosphaira vitifoliae (grape phylloxera), 1180 nucleotides. Its product is annotated as rRNA-processing protein UTP23 homolog. The transcript has 5 exons. The record is from RefSeq and is a predicted model, not a curated record. Lineage: Eukaryota; Metazoa; Arthropoda; Insecta; Hemiptera; Phylloxeridae. Gene Ontology annotation, cellular component: nucleolus; small-subunit processome. The coding region runs from base 292 to 1062 and encodes 256 amino acids. Gene Ontology annotation, molecular function: small ribosomal subunit rRNA binding.